Prunus avium (sweet cherry) is the source of this 861-nucleotide messenger RNA. Its product is annotated as dirigent protein 2. NCBI's taxonomy places the organism in Eukaryota, Viridiplantae, Streptophyta, Magnoliopsida, Rosales, Rosaceae. The record is from RefSeq and is a predicted model, not a curated record.
UUAUAUUGAGACAAAACUCACACCACUGCUUUAUGCUGGAACCAGACUUUCAUGUAAAUUCAGUCUUUUCAAGUUCUUUGCAGCAUUGUAUCUCUGCAUUCUUAACUUUGUCAUGGCUCUGUCUCUUCGUUUCUAUGGAGUUUUUGUUGUUCUACUAGUUUCCCUCCUCUUAAGUAAAGCCUCCUCUACCUCUCACCACGAGCAUCACCACCAACUCAAGUCCCUCCACUUUGCGCUCUUUCAACACGAAACCAUAAACAGAACCGGAUAUAUUGUAGUGAACGGUGUAGGUGGAGCAGGCAUUAGUCAAACCACUACACCUUUUGGCACCGUGUUUGUUUUCCAGGAUCCGAUGACCGUCACAGCCAAUCGAUCUUCGAAAGUAGUUGGAAUGGCUCAAGGAACUUCUGUCACCUCCAGCUUGGAUGGGCUUCAGAGCAUCUCAGUAGCUAAGAUCACUUUGCGUUUAAAGCACCACUCUGGUUCAGUUUCCAUAGUAGGAGGCACCCAUAACGUUAAGCCCUCUGAUCAUCCUGUUGUGGGAGGCACUGGUGAUUUCCUGUUUGUGCAAGGCUAUGUGACAUCAUCCCCAGUCAAUCUUAAGGGACUUACUGUUGUCUACAAGAUUGAAUUUCACCUUUACUGGCCUCCAUAUGCAACUCAAGGUUCUUAGUGGUUUGAUUAGUAUCUCAACUUUAGCUUUAAUGUUAUUCUUAUCUUAGGAUGUAAUAAGAUCGAUUAGAUUGUGGAUUAUCUUUAAAUCCAUUUAAUUUCAAAAAUAAAUUUACAUAACACGAAUCAAAAUUUCGAUCCUGUAAUUAACAUCAUAAUGAAAAUACAGAAUUUCCAAGUUACAACUGA